This is a messenger RNA of Manihot esculenta (cassava), 2081 nucleotides long. RefSeq names its product adenine/guanine permease AZG1. Gene Ontology annotation, biological process: transmembrane transport. Lineage: Eukaryota; Viridiplantae; Streptophyta; Magnoliopsida; Malpighiales; Euphorbiaceae. The record is from RefSeq and is a predicted model, not a curated record. The transcript has a single exon. Bases 171 to 1991 code for a protein of 606 amino acids. Gene Ontology annotation, cellular component: plasma membrane. Gene Ontology annotation, molecular function: purine nucleobase transmembrane transporter activity.
CCAUGAGAUACUUUCCUCUUAUUUAAAAAACAGAUCCCAUCCUUAGAAUCUAUAUCCUCUUCUUCUUCUUCUCCUUCUCCUUCAACCCAAAAUUUCUCUUUGUUUCUCUCUUAUUUAUAGAUAUACGAGUUUAGAGAAAGACACCCAUUAACAAAAAGUUUCAGUUUUUCAUGGUCAUGGACAUGGAGGCUGGAUCUCCUUCACCCAACCAAAAGCCUUUAACCAGGCUAAACGCCUUCGUUGCCAACUCUCGACUUGGCAAGCGAUUCAAACUCGCCGAGCGAAACUCCACCUUCACCACUGAGUUACGUGCUGGCACUGCUAUUUUCCUUACCAUGGCUUACAUCCUCGCCGUCAACGCCUCCAUCCUUACCGACAGUGGCGGCCCUUGCUCUGUUUCUGAUUGUAUUCCACUCUGUUCCGACCCAACCAUCCCAGUCUCCAACUGUACUGGGUCAUCCCUCCGAAUCAUCCAGCCUGACGAUUCUUGCAAAUUCGACCCGGUUAAUCCAGGAUACGCUGCUUGUUUAGAUAAAAUACGUAAAGACCUUAUAGUAGCCACUGUAGUUUCUUCUCUUAUUGGAUGUGUGAUAAUGGGUGUCUUUGCUAAUCUUCCUCUCGCGUUGGCUCCUGGUAUGGGCACAAAUGCUUAUUUCGCUUAUACAGUCGUCGGAUUUCACGGGUCGGGUAAUGUUUCAUACGAGAGUGCAUUAACUGCAGUUUUCAUCGAAGGUUUGAUCUUUUUAGCGAUAUCUGCCAUUGGGUUACGGGCACAACUAGCGAAACUCGUUCCGAAGCCGGUGAGGAUCAGCUCCUCAGCUGGUAUCGGUCUUUUCCUCGCAUUUAUCGGUUUGCAAAACAACCAAGGACUCGGAUUAGUUGGAUACAGUCCGUCGACUCUGGUCACUCUCGGUGGCUGCCCGAGAUCCUCACGUGCCUUGUUAGCUCCGGUUACGACGUUAGCUAACGGAACUAUUGCUUUGAUCCCGGGCGGCACCGUUUCGGGGGAUAUUCUCUGCCUCCGUGACAGAAUGGAGAGUCCAACGUUGUGGCUUGGAAUAGUUGGAUUUUUUAUUAUUGCUUAUUGCUUAGUGAAGAAUAUUAAAGGGGCAAUUAUUUAUGGAAUUGUUUUCGUGACGGCCGUUUCGUGGUUCCGAGACACAAGUGUAACGGCGUUUCCUAACACCGUUGCAGGGAAUGCAGCUCAUGAGUAUUUUAAGAAGGUGGUGGAUGUGCAUGUAAUAAAAAAGACAGCUGGGGCUUUAAGCUUUAAGAGUAUAAGGAAAGGCUAUUUUUGGGAGGCUUUGUUCACGUUCUUAUAUGUAGACAUUUUGGACACAACUGGUACCUUAUACUCAAUGGCUCGAUUUGCUGGAUUUUUGGAUCAAAAUGGAAAUUUUGAAGGUCAAUACUUUGCUUUCAUGUCGGAUGCCACAUCAAUAGUAGUUGGAUCAUUGCUUGGAACAUCUCCAGUUACGGUGUAUAUUGAAUCAUCAACGGGUAUACGGGAAGGAGGACGUACAGGAUUAACAUCAUUAACCGUAGCCGGAUAUUUUUUCUUGGCAUUUUUUUUCACUCCAUUAUUAGCGUCUAUACCUGCUUGGGCAGUAGGUCCGCCGUUAAUUUUAGUGGGAGUAUUAAUGAUGAGAGCAGUGGUAGAUAUUGAAUGGAACGAUAUGAGGCAAGCUAUACCAGCAUUUAUUACAUUGAUUUUAAUGCCUUUGACUUAUUCUAUUGCUUAUGGAUUGAUCGGUGGAAUUGGGACAUAUAUUGUUUUGCACUUAGGAGAUUGGGGGGAGGAACUCCUGGUGAAGGUUGGUGUCUUGAAUAGUAGAGGUGAGAAAGAAGAAGUUGAUAGUGGUAGUGGGCCUAGUGGCAGCAAUCGUAGUAAUGGUAACCACAGUAACAACGGCAACGGCAACGAUUUUAGUGAUGCAAAUGAACAAAACAGACAAGAUAGAAGAAUGAAAACAAUUGAAACGGAAGUUUAGGGACUUGGGAUAGUACAUAGUAUAAUUUUGCAAAUUGUCUUUUGUCCUUAAUUUUAGAAUUUCAAUAUAAUAUAUAUAUAAUUAUUCUCA